AUGGUCCCUCUCGCACCCCCAACUUCCCCCCUCCACCGCCCACCUCCCACAACCAAUCAUAACCACCUCAAUCACAACCACCAAACCACAUUCAAUCCGACCUCCUACACCCGGCACCUUCAAAUCGGAACCCUCACCGGCUUCAAUCGCGCACUUUCACUCUCUCCCCGGCCGCGACCACACCCGUCAAGCCCUCCAUCCAACUCAUACUCUCUAUCCUCGAAGGAUCUUUCCACAAUGCCCACCCCAGAGUCCGCCGCAUUCCUCGCCAAAAAGCCCACCGUGGCACCGACCUACGAGGGCGUCGACUUCGAAGACAAUGUCGCCGUGCACAAUGCCCGUGACGCGAUUAUCCGUGAGCAGUGGGUGCGCAGUAUGAUGGCUCGUCUGGUUGGUGAGGAAUUGGGCAAGUGCUAUGCUCGUGAGGGUGUUAAUCAUCUUGAGAAGUGUGGUGUGCUGCGAGAGAAAUACUUCGAGUUGCUCAAGGAGCGCAAGGUUAAGGGUUAUCUCUUCCAGGAGAAGAACUACUUUGGCGAGGCCAACAAGUCUUCUUAA
Molecule: messenger RNA, 555 nt
Organism: Penicillium subrubescens
Lineage: Eukaryota; Fungi; Ascomycota; Eurotiomycetes; Eurotiales; Aspergillaceae
Product: putative NADH-ubiquinone oxidoreductase 12 kda subunit
Exons: 2
Coding region: 1-555 (184 amino acids)
Source: RefSeq, a predicted model, not a curated record